UCCUACUCUUUCCACUGUGCUGUCCCACGCAAAGGCGGGUAUAAUUUUUCCUGCUGGGUUUUUGCGGAAGCCGAUUCUAAGUUGCAUUUCGCUGCGAGCUGGGCUGCAGAGGGUCUCUGAGCGGGAACCUCAUGCUUGCGAGAAAUACUGUGGCUGCCUUUGCGGGGAAAUCGUUUGCCGGCGACGUGUCCGCGAUUCUGCUGGGAAAGAUGUCUUGAGGAAGCCCUUCCCAGCCGAGACGUCGCAGUAAGACGAGUGGGUUUUUGUGCUGCCAAUGUUCGCCGCAGAAAGCCCCUGCAGGGAUAGCAGCCGCAGAGGCCCAGAGGCACUCUUCUCCACCCCCUCCUCCCUCCCGUGAAGCCGCCCCCGAUCCCGCGAGCAUGUCCAUCACCCUGAAGCAAGUCUUCAACAAGGACAGGACCUUCCGGCCGAAGCGCAAGUUCGAGCCAGGCACCCAGCGCUUCGAGCUGCACAAGAAGGCCCAGGCCUCCCUCAACUCGGGGGUCGACCUGAGAGCCGCGGUGCAGCUGCCCCACGGGGAGGACCUGAACGACUGGGUGGCCGUGCACGUGGUGGACUUCUUCAACCGCAUCAACCUGAUCUACGGCACCAUCUGCGAGUUCUGCACGGAGAAGACCUGCCCCGUGAUGUCGGGGGGUCCCAGGUACGAGUACCGGUGGCAGGACGACCACAAAUACAAGAAACCCACUGCCCUCCCAGCCCCGCAGUACAUGAACCUGCUCAUGGACUGGAUUGAGGUUCAGAUCAACAAUGAGGACAUCUUCCCCACGAGCAUAGGCAUCCCUUUUCCCAAGAACUUCAUCCAGAUCUGCAAGAAGAUCCUGUGCCGGCUCUUCAGGGUGUUCGUGCACGUCUACAUCCACCACUUCGACCGGAUCAUCGUCAUGGGCGCGGAGGCCCACGUCAACACCUGCUACAAGCACUUUUACUACUUUGUGACUGAGCUUCACCUCAUAGACCGCAAGGAGCUGGAGCCCUUGAAGGAAAUGACAUCAAGAAUGUGUCACUGAGGACACACUGCUGAAUGAACUAUGCACCUACAAGACACCAUCGUCUUGCAAAAUGGACACAAAAGUCUGAAUUGCAGCCUCCAUCUUUCUGUUUGUGCAGAUGGCAGUGGAGACUAUACAAAAACACCAGCAGCAGCGUUAAUGUAAGGCCUGAUGACAUUAGAGCCAAAGGAAGCUUGCCCAGUUCCUAAUUGUAGGACUUGUAAGCCUGAGAUGAGAGCAGUCUGUAAUCUACUGACCAAACCUUUUUCCUUGGAGACUGUUCUUUGAAUACAUUUCACUGAGGGAGGUUAGACAUGUACAUUCAUUAGUAAAGCAGCACCACCUACUGGAAAUAAAACAAAAGUAAUGCCAUACAGUAACCUACAAAUAAUGUAAAAUAUUUCCAAAUUGCUUCAAAAUGUAUUUAACUGUAGUCAACAUUUUGCCUUUGGUUCAGUCAUUCGUGUGACUGCAGUCUACUUGACAUUUUGAAGUCCAUUUCUCAUAGUGUAACUGGAAUGAAGCUGCUACAGUGGUGUGUUUAACAAUAAGACUUAGAACUUGUACAAAAUCAGACAUUCACUACAUUAUAGGCUUUCUGCGUAUUAACAGGAAAAUGCAACAAAUUAGAACUCUAUAGAAACCGAAAUUGCUGAAAAAAUGUUAAGAAUCUAUACAGUUAAAUGCAAAAAAUCUGAUGGAUGUGUGGUUACUAGAAUACAACUAAAAUCAGAGACGAAUAAUUUCUAUUCUAUAAGUAUUUUUGCAGCAUUAUUACAGCUUUACUAAUCAAAAAAUGGAAUGUUCUUGGAAAAAAUGUAUUUAAUUUAAUCUGCUACUCAGAGAAUGCAAUAGGAAAAAAUAUUGCAUUAUUUCCAAAACAAGAUAUUUCCAAGAAAACAGUGUCCUUUUAAAGAUUAUUUUAAAUUGUUUGGCAUAAAAUUAGGUAGUAGCAUUUUAUUUUUGUAAUGAUUUGAUAUUAAUUGAGGGAUUAAAUACUCUAUAUUUUGAUGAAUGAUGUAUAGUUUGACAGAGGACUUGAAGAUCUUUUUUGGCUAAAUAAGUGUUAUAACAAUGGAGGGAAACAAUAUAAUGUACAGUCCCCGAUUUAGGGGUUCAGUUCUGUAAAGCUGAAGUCAAAAGUUACUCUUAUGCAUUCAUAUACAUUUAGUGUGCAGGUACGCUGAAUUCUAGAAUUUGAAGGUAGAAGUUUUCUAUCAUAUCUUAUCCUAUUCUAUGCACCCUUUGUGUAACAUUAACAGUACCGUACGGUACCAUAGAAAAAGUCUGGUACAGUACAUCUGGUACAUACAGUAAACAUAAUGUUCAAAAAUAUAUAACAAUAAACAGUAUAUUAAUUUAUUCAUGUAGUAAUUUAUGUAACAAUGUUCUGUUAAAAAUACAUCUUAAAAACUGGCUUAACAUUGAACUUCAAAUGCCUUAAUUCCUAGAGCUGGCUUGCUCACGAGAAUGGGUGAAGGAGUUUGGUUCGAUGUUGGCUUGUUAGAUGGAGAGGGGGAGGAUGGACUACAGAAAUGUUGACAAUAUCCUCAACUUCAAACAUUGUAGAAGCUGAGACUGAAAGCAUGAGGGUCCAUCUUCUUGAGGCAUGGCAAAGAGGAGUUGAUUUCUAAUUUCUUGGGUGUGAAAAUAUUUCAGCUCCCCGACAACGUCUGGAUCUUCAGAGCUCUCCUCUGUUACUUUCUGCACCACCAGCACUGUCACGUAUUGCUUCACACGUUCUUUAGUGUGUGAGUCGAAGGACCUUUUUAAUGCCUCCGACCUCUGUUUCAGUUCAUAGUGAAAAGCCAGCCUGAUGAUUUCACUGGUCGCUUUGUUGAUCAAAGCCACCUCAGACCCCUUGGAACUGUUAAAAAAACUUCACCUUGACCUCUUCCCAGGCUGCUGCCAUGGUUUUUAUGGCAACAUACUGUAGUCCUUCAAGGUUGUCCCAUGCUCCCCUUGUGUGGUAGCCAUAGCUUGAGCACAUGUCCUGCAUAAAUAUUAUACUUUGAAUGCUACCUCUCCCCUUAUCCAUAGGUUAUAACAGUUUGGUUGUAAGUGUGAAAAUUAUUCAGGGGUUGAUCAGGAGCAUGGUCAAGCACCAAGCAGGAUUUUGAAGGGCAUGCCUCUUGCUUGGCAAUACACCUUCAACUGAGAGACCAGGUGGUGCCAGAACCAGUCCUCGAAAAUGGAAAUGGUAACCCAGGCCUUUGAGCUGGAUUUCCAUGUCACAGGUAGAGAGGACUUACAAAUAAAGGCAUAAGGACGUACUGGCACAGCGCACAAGCAGAAGUUAUAACUUCUCUAUCUACUAACAGUAACAGAGUAAGAGGAUCUUUAGCCUUCCUUAAAACCUGGCAUUGCCUUUUUUUCUUUUGCAAGGUCUGUACUAUAUAUUCAGGCAUUCUUUUGCAAAAUAAGUUACUUAAUAGUACAUCCACAUUAAACGUGUGCUGGCCAAUACACACCCUCCUUGAUUAACUCAGACAGUAUAUUAAACCUUUAUACUCAGCUGCUUCACCACUCACUGACAUAAUCUGCAAAUUGGUGUGAGCCUUUAACCAUGGUAUGGCCAAACCACCUAUGACAUCUUCUCUCUGUUUCACUGUUUUUUGCCUGUGAGUCUUCAUAAAGACUUGUCACCUUGUCUUGGAUUGUCGUGAAGUUUUUCAGUACACACUGUUGAUUUUGACCGCAUUCUUAACAAUUUUUCCAUCUCAUAAUUUAUGGUCAACGACAAGAGCAUGCAAUAUGGAUGUUAGCGAUUACUCCGCAAUAUCACAUUUUUGUUUUGGAAGUUGAUUGAACUAAAUGGAAUUAAAUUAAACUAAAUGCUUUUUGUUACUGUUUGAAGAUGGUUCUGUCAGUUGUAUACUGGUCAUGGAAUGAAAGUUCAAAUGUCUGUACAUGGUGAUUGUUCUGCUUUCUCACCAGCAGUUAAUUAGAAUUUGUUCAACAUCUAAAUUUAGUAUACAAUGCCUGUAUACUGACCUGCUGUCACUUGCACUGCCAUUAUUAGAGGAGAUUCUAUGAGCAUAAUUCUAUGCCUAUAGUGCAAAUCUAAUGAUCACAUCCCAUUCACUCAUAUACUAUAUUCUGGAAUGUAGCCCUCUAAUUUCUUUUACCCAUAGUAAAACCGGAGAAAUCAUGCCGAUCAACAAGCGAAACAAACUUGCAUUUCACAUUCAUGCAUAAUCAUUGCAAGAAAGAUGAGAAAAACUUAAAUAAAGUGCUAUUCAGUGAAGUCAUUAGUUCACAAAAUUUCUCUUUAAAGCUGUGUUUUGUCUAAAUUUUAUUUACAUCCACGUAAAUCCAUCCAUCAUCCCACUCAUCAUUCACAUACUUUAGCAAGAAAGCCUACAAUCAUCAAAUGAGUUACGCAAACUAGAAAACUCUUGUUGUAACUAAUAGCCAUGUCCUGCACGCUGCUGCAUCUCAGCCUCCGAGAGUGGGAAUGAAUGAUGUUGUGCAAAGGCAUUGUGCAAACCCGCCUUUAUUAGAAAAAGUUAAUAGACUGUUAGAUUUUUUUAGUUUGUGUUACAGGUAGUUGUGUUUAAUUCCACAGACUUGUCUUUUUGUAGUCAGAUGAAUCUGUGUUUUUAAAAUAUUUUUACUGCUUUUAUACAAUACUCUGUCAGGUUGUUCUUUAUAUCUGCUCUUCACAUUCUCCUAAGAAAACUGGUGGCUUUUUUAUGGAAAAGCACACCUCUGUACAAUAAUUAUGCAAAUAGGAUAAUCCUGUACAUUUAAAUGAAAAAAAAAAAUACUGAACUGUGUCAAACAAAUACUGAAGUGUUUUGACAAAGAUGUAGAGAUUCUUUCCUUCAUAAUUUCAUUGUAUGAAAAUACAAAUAAACCUUUUCAUGAUUCCAUGUAACCAUCAUACAAUUAAAUAAUAAAGCUUAACAUGAUUUAUUUAAAA
This is a messenger RNA of Lepisosteus oculatus (spotted gar), 4938 nucleotides long. RefSeq names its product MOB kinase activator 3B. NCBI's taxonomy places the organism in Eukaryota, Metazoa, Chordata, Actinopteri, Semionotiformes, Lepisosteidae. Gene Ontology annotation, cellular component: cytoplasm. The record is from RefSeq and is a predicted model, not a curated record.